Linum tenue is the source of this 485-nucleotide messenger RNA. Lineage: Eukaryota; Viridiplantae; Streptophyta; Magnoliopsida; Malpighiales; Linaceae. The record is from the annotation of a GenBank genome assembly.
GUUCAGUACCUUCCUCUCUGCUUCGCAACUGAAUCUCUCCCACCUCAGUCGUUUCACGAUCUGGGUCUCCCAGAUCUGACGCGCAUCGCAUUGAAAUCGGGAAAAAGAUGGAUUCUUUCGCUCGUUUGAAGAUCUGGGGUUUCGCCCUUUUGCUGAUUCUACAAUCGGGAGAUGGGUUUUAUCUCCCCGGAAGCUACCCUCACAAGUACGGCAUCGGCGACACUCUGUCGGUGAAAGUGAACUCCAUCACUUCAAUUGAAACCGAGAUGCCAUUCAGCUACUACAGCUUGCCCUUCUGCAGGCCCACGGAGGGGGUCAAGGAUAGCGCUGAGAAUCUCGGGGAGAUUCUUAUGGGAGAUAGAAUCGAGAACUCGCCCUACAAGUUCAAGAUGUACACCAACGAGACCGAGAAUCUUCCUCUGUCAAACGAAGCCCUUGUCGGCCGACGACUUCAAGCUUAUGAAGAAGAGGAUCGACGAGAUGUA